Messenger RNA from Limulus polyphemus (Atlantic horseshoe crab), 1252 nucleotides. Its product is annotated as muscle M-line assembly protein unc-89-like. The record is from RefSeq and is a predicted model, not a curated record. Lineage: Eukaryota; Metazoa; Arthropoda; Merostomata; Xiphosura; Limulidae. The transcript has 9 exons. The annotation marks the transcript as partial.
CCCAUCCAAAGUUUGUUCAAGGUUUGAAAGAUGUAGAAGGUAUAGAAGAAAAAGAAGUUUUGCUUACAGUGAAGGUGGCAGGUGAACCUAAACCAAAGAUUACAUGGAUAAAAGAUGGAACAGAGCUUACAAUUGAUGGAAAAUGCAGGAAGGUAAAAGAAGAUGUAUCAGAUUCAUUUACCCUGGUAUUGAAUAGGGUAACUAAAGAAGAUGUUGGAGAGUAUAGGUGUAGGAUCACAAACAAGUGUGGUGAAGAAUCUACCAGCUGCAAGCUAACUGUUAAAGCCAAACCAAAAUUUAUACGUCAGCUAUCAGACAAAGAAUCGAAGGAAGGAGACGUUGAUGUAGAAUUUACUUGUCAGCUUGAUUCUGAUCCCAUUCCAAAAAUCAAAUGGAUGUUCAAUGAUAAAGAAGUUGUGGACUGUGAAAAAUACAACAUUGUGUGUGAUGAGGCUUCAGGUACAUAUACACUGAAAGUCAAGAAGGCUAGUGCUGAAACAGAAGGGGUAUAUUCUUGUGAAGCUUCAAACAAAAUUGGGAAAGUCAGAAGUUGUGGUGUGCUCUCUGUUAAUGCACCCCCUGUUUUUAUUCAGAAGCUUGGAGAUGUGCAAAUCAAUGAAGGAGAAACUGUAUCAUUUACAGUAAAAGUUAUGGGCAAGCCAAAACCUUCCCUGAAAUGGUUUCAAAAUGAUACUGAAGUCACUAUUGAUGGAGAGCAUUAUAAAACAAAAGAAGAAGCUUCUGACACAUUUACGCUAAUAAUUAAUAAAUGCACAAGAAAUGAUAUUGGACAAUUCUCUUGUGAAGCUAGCAACACAUGUGGGAAAGUUACUACCUGUGGAAAACUGAGCAUCAAAAGUAAACCUAUAUUUCGGAAGAAACUGGUAGAUAUGGAAGCUCGAGAAGGUGACACCAAUGUUCAGUUUGUGGUAGAAGUGGAAGGAAUACCAAAACCAACCUUGAUAUGGUUUAUUGAUGAACUGGACAUCACCUCAAGUGAAAAUUACAAAACUGUUGCCGAUGAUCAGACAGGGAUAUACAAACUUAUUGCUAGAAAGGUUUCAACAGAUCUUGCAGGGAAAUACACUUGCGAGGCUGCUAAUUCAUGUGGAAAAACAGAUAGUACUGCUAUUUUUAACGUUUUAUCCAAACCAAAAGUGCUGAAAGGAUUGAAGGACAUUGAUGUUCUGGAGGAAGAAAAUGUGCACCUGACAGUGAAAAUUAGUGGGUCUCCAACUCCUAAUAUUAAAUG